Molecule: messenger RNA, 1572 nt
Organism: Cyphellophora attinorum
Lineage: Eukaryota; Fungi; Ascomycota; Eurotiomycetes; Chaetothyriales; Cyphellophoraceae
Exons: 4
Coding region: 1-1572 (523 amino acids)
Source: RefSeq, a predicted model, not a curated record
AUGACCGACGUCGAUGUCACUCGGCCAGCGCAAUUGCUCUUUCUGCCCACGAACACAGCGGUUUUCAGGAAAACGAACGACCACGUUCGACGUAUUAUCAAUCGCCAUGUACAGCGGCGGGCGCAACGAAGACGUCGGACUGAUGGCCCGCCACCUCCUUCGCUCAUGAUCGAUGUCUUUCCCAGCCCGGCGGACAUUGAAGAAAUAGUGACAGACGCUGAUCCUGUCACACUCAGAGAAGUGACCGACGAUGAUGUUGAGUUCCUGCAUGCGCCAUCACCAAGCCCAGAAUCAACAGCAUUGGCAGUGGUGGCCCCUGUGUUCCAGCCACAGACCUACCUCGACUCAUCACGUAUGGACCCAUUCUUGACGUCCCAGCUCACCAUCACGCCAGCGGUAGCGCCAAUAUACAACCGCUAUUUCAUCGACAUUAUGUCGGUCUUCGAGCCUCUUCAUCAGGAGCGCGAAGAGUACAACUCGUGGCUUGUACCGUUGACCCUCAAGGAACCUGCCUUGUUGUAUGCGCUGCUUGCAUGUAUGGCGUACGACAUGGAAGAGGUUCCCUCAGCCAAUUUUGGACCAGUUCGACGACGAGACAUGUUGGGCCAACGCGUGCAAUACCAACUCUUGGCGAUUGAAGCUCUUAAUCGGUCGCUUUCUAACCCAGCUUUGGCACUAGAGGCUACGACUCUGCUAGCUGUUCAUUUUUUGUCCUGGCAAGAGAACUCGAUCGAUGGGGACUCCGUGCAUCUGAACGGUGUCAAAAGAUUGUUAGCGCUCAGGGGUGGCUUCAAGGGUAUACAUCGGAAGGAGAUAGAGACAAUCAUGGGAGGUAAUGCAUGGCAUGCAAUACGCACAAGGUCGAGGCCUAUAUUGCCGACCGUGCUCGAUGACCUUCCCAUGUCAGAAGCACGAUUCCAAGAGAUUCUUGAUGGAAGUGAUCCUUGUGUCGCAAAGAAUAGCGCGCAACUGCUGAGUCGUAGCAUGCGCUCGUACUUCGGCGCAGAUUUCUGGGCUCUGCUACAAGAUUCGAGAAAGGUCUGGAUCUGCUACGAGCAGAUAGGAACCUUCCCCUUCGAGCCUCUGGAAAAGCGCUACAUCAGCAUCAAACGAGUCAACAUAGACCACAGAUUUCUGUCAUACGCACUGGACCACCCCGACGACGUUGAACAUUCUCCAAUCCAAGAAGUCGUCCGUCUCGCCUAUAUUCUUUACUCGCGCGCCCACUACGGGAUCGUGCAACCUUCCUCGGUCGUUGCUCGCGCUCUCGUGGCCGACCUCAAAUACGCUCUUGAGCAGUCCGAUCUCCGCAGUUUCUGGAACGACGCAAGUAACGUCCUGUUGUGGGUGCUGUUUCUCGGUGCUCAUAUGAGCGCUGGACAGGUCGAGAGGAGCUGGUUCGUGACAGCGAUGUGUAAGAUUCGGUCGGACAAGAUGAGAGGUGAUAAGAGCUGGUUUGGGGCGAGGAGAGUGUUGCUGGGGUGCUACUACUCUGAUCGAGUGUUUAUGGAGAGCUUAAAGAGGGUGUGGGAGGAGGUAGAGACAUUGGCGGGGUUGCUGGACUUAUACUGA